Messenger RNA from Tetrahymena thermophila SB210, 303 nucleotides. RefSeq names its product transmembrane protein, putative. Lineage: Eukaryota; Ciliophora; Oligohymenophorea; Hymenostomatida; Tetrahymenidae. The transcript has a single exon. The record is from RefSeq and is a predicted model, not a curated record.
AUGGACUACUAUGCUUUCAUUAUUCCUUGUGUGAAUUGGAUUGCUACCUUACUACUGAUUAUCAAACUCUAGAUUUUCAUGAAUGUGUUUAUCAAUUUUACUUUCUUGUCCGAAUCUUUCAUGUCUUAUAUCUUAAGGAUGUUUUUCACUAAAUUCGUCUUCCUUUUCAUGAAAUGUGAGAAUAGCACUGCUUUUACGAAGAACUGUAAAUAUUUUUAUCAAGGUUACAACAUUCAAAAACCCGAAAACACAAAUAGCUGCAUAAAUAGCAAUCCUUAGAAUAAAUUGACUAUUAAAGUGUGA